AUGGCUCUUCGGAGAGAAGUAUCCGCACGGUGAACAACAUGUUACUAGCAAAAGUAGUUGCAGAUGACCAAAGAAACUGAUACUUAUACGUAUCUUCGACGUGUUUUGCGUACAACACUGCGGUACAUAGCAGCAGCGGAUUGACGUCAAGUUAUUUAGAGUUCGGGAGGGAGCUUCGGUUUCCCAAUGAUCUCGUGAAGCCAGGUCAAAAUGAGAGACGUGUCGAAUCACACACGGAGUAUCCCUAGCAGCUACAGAACAGACUAUCAAAAGCAUUUCAAACCGCAAAUGACAUUCUUAAUUCGGCACACAAAACGUAGAAACAUUACUAAUAUGAUUGAUGAGCAAGGGCCAACAUUUACAAGGCAGGAGAUUUAGCGUUGUGGCUUGAUAGGAAAACCAGACGAGGAAGAUGCAUGGAGUUAAACAGACCAUGGACAUGCAGGACCGUGGAAGGUAAUCUAACGACUUGGAGAAGUUGUGUACCGGAUAAAGUACGAAAGAAGCGAGAAAGUUAGCGUCAAGAGACGAGAUGUCCACCACAAUCAAUUGAAACGGUUUCAUGACGUCCGAGAACCUGACACGGCGGAUAAUAGACCGUACGUGGAUCCAGAGGAAGAGGAGAACGACUUGGCAGAAACUGAUGAUGCAGUUGUAGUCAUUGAAGGUCCAGAUAUUGCUGCUCCAAUUGAAGACGUAGAACAAGAUAAUAAUAAUCCGGCCGAGCAACCUGAACCAACUAACGACAAUGAGAGACCACAUCGAGAACGAAGACCUCUAGAAUGGUUUGUUAACUAUGAUAUGAACUUUUAA
This is a messenger RNA of Paramuricea clavata, 813 nucleotides long. The record is from the annotation of a GenBank genome assembly. Lineage: Eukaryota; Metazoa; Cnidaria; Anthozoa; Malacalcyonacea; Plexauridae.